AUGGCGGAUGUGCUGCUUGAAGUUGCAGUAGUGGUCGAUGAAAAUGGAACCCCCGAUGUGCUGCUCGGAAAUGCAGUAGAGGUGGACGAGGAAGAAGUCGAUGAAGCCCCCAAGCUCGAAGUGAUCGUAGACGAAGUCGAAGCUUGUGCCCUGCUGCUGCUGCUGCUGCUGCUGCUAGUGGUGGUCGGCUGUGUCGUCGAUGCCAGUAGUGACAAGCUGGAGCUUAUUACGCUCGAGGGAGAUGAAGACGGAAUGGUGGAUGUGCUGCUCGAGGACGUGGUGGAGGCGAAAGAGGAAGAAGUCAACUCGGCCCCUGAGCUCGAGCUCUCCAUCGUCGAUGAAGACGAAGUCCGCACGCUGCUGCUACUGCUCGAAGAUGGCGUACUCGACCCCAGCGUCGACGAAGCCGAACUGGACACCGAAAGCGACGAGCUGUUUUCCACCGCCGAGGAAGAAGAAGAAGAGGUCGACUGA
This is a messenger RNA of Zasmidium cellare ATCC 36951, 474 nucleotides long. RefSeq lists its product as uncharacterized. The record is from RefSeq and is a predicted model, not a curated record. The coding region runs from base 1 to 474 and encodes 157 amino acids. Lineage: Eukaryota; Fungi; Ascomycota; Dothideomycetes; Mycosphaerellales; Mycosphaerellaceae. The transcript has a single exon.